Messenger RNA from Nymphaea colorata (pocket water lily), 2353 nucleotides. RefSeq names its product phosphatidylinositol/phosphatidylcholine transfer protein SFH3-like. Bases 254 to 2128 code for a protein of 624 amino acids. The record is from RefSeq and is a predicted model, not a curated record. NCBI's taxonomy places the organism in Eukaryota, Viridiplantae, Streptophyta, Magnoliopsida, Nymphaeales, Nymphaeaceae. The transcript has 16 exons.
AAUCGUGCAUACCUCAAUUCUAGCCCUCCGCCGGAAUUCCAGGCCGAUUCAUCAACCCCCUCUCACGAUCAUCAACUUCUACCCUCGUCCCCCUCCCUUUCUUCUUCCUCUCUCCAUCUCUCUCGCUCUUUCCCCGUUACCAAGUUGAUCAACGAAGGAGAAAUCGCCGUCGUAUUUGUAUUCAAGAGAAGGCUCUUUUUGGGCCAAUUAAUGCGUUUCUAAGUAUCCUGCCUUUGCAAUCGCGGGCGUCACCAUGGGAGAAACUUUGAUGUCCGGACCGCUUGAUAAACUCGCUAGACCUGUUGUUGAGGAGGUCUCCUUCAGCGAUGAAAGGCGAGAGAGAAGACCAGACGUUGAAAACUCGGAGGAUGAGAGGAAGACAAUGAUAGGAUCUUUCAAGAAGAAGGCCAUCAAUGCGUCCUCAAAGUUCAGGCAUUCACUGACCAAGAGAAGCAGAAGGAGCAGCAGAGUCCAUUCCAUCUCCAUCGAGGAUGUGCGAGACGCAGAGGAGGCACAGGCUGUUGACGCCUUCCGCCAGAUACUCAUCUUGGAGGAGCUGUUACCCGCAAAGCACGACGAUUAUCACAUGAUGUUGAGAUUUUUGAAGGCAAGGAAGUUCGAUAUCGAAAAGACAAAGCAAAUGUGGGCUGACAUGCUCCAAUGGAGGAAGGAGUUCGGCACAGACACAAUUAUGGAGGAUUUUGACUUCAAAGAAGUCGAUGAAGUUCGUAAAUACUAUCCCCAAGGUCAUCAUGGAGUUGAUAAGGAAGGGAGGCCCGUGUACAUAGAGCAACUAGGAAAAGUUGAUCCUAACAAAUUGAUGCAAGUAACAGACAUGGACCGGUACGUAAAGUACCAUGUACAGGAGUUCGAGAAGACCUUUGCCAUCAAGUUCCCAGCUUGCUCCAUUGCAGCAAAAAGGCACAUUGAUUCAAGCACAACAAUCCUCGAUGUUCAGGGCGUGGGUCUUAAAAAUUUCAACAAGGCAGCAAGGGACCUGAUUACAAGGCUUCAGAAAAUUGAUGGAGAUAACUACCCUGAGACCUUGUGCCGCAUGUUCAUCAUUAAUGCAGGUCCUGGAUUCAGAAUGCUCUGGAACACCAUAAAAUCUUUCCUUGAUCCCAAAACCACUUCUAAGAUCCAUGUUCUUGGAAACAAGUACCAGAGCAAGUUGCUUGAAAUAAUUGAUGCCAGCGAAUUGCCUGACUUUCUGGGAGGGACCUGCACCUGUGCAGAGCAUGGUGGUUGCCUAAAUUCAGACAAAGGCCCAUGGAAAGAUCCUGAUCUCUUAAAGAUUGUUCAAAAUGGAGAAGCCAAGUGUGCCAGAAAAAUUACUGUUUCAGGAAGUGAAGAGAAAACUAUUUCUGAAACUACAAUAGUGUAUCCUAAGGAUAUUGAGACACUUGUUGGAGAGACAUUGUGCAAAGCUGAAAAUUUGCAGACUGCAGGAAAUCCAAGGGACUUUCUUGAUCACCCUCAGCUGUCUCCUGUCCAUGAAGAAGCUCGGCUUGAGAAAGAUAGGUUUCCAAAGGCCUAUGACUGUGAUGAUUGCAUCCCAAUGGUCGACAAGGUUGUGGACACCAACUGGCAGAAAGAAGCACAUGAUCAGAAACUUUCUGCAUUGUCUAAGUCAGCAAGCUCCUUUUCCACCAUGAAUGUCUAUCCGGCUAACGAUGGAAUCAGCAGACAAAUCUUCUCUGGAGUUAUGGCCGUCGUCAUGGGCAUUGCCACUGUCGUUCGUUUUACACGCGGCGUGCCGAAAAAGAUCACCGAAGCAGCACUUGAUUAUGCUGAGCCCACCUUCGGGAUCAACUCAAUGAAGAAGGGUCAGGGACUGCCUUGUGGUUUAUCAUUGCCUCCUGUCUCUGGUGCUGAGUAUGCAUGUAUUGUAAAACGCCUCGGUGAGUUAGAAGAUAGGUUCAGUGCAGUAAGCAAGAAACCUGCAGACUUGGCACCUGAGAAGGAGGAAAUCCUGAAUGCAGCACUAAAGCGUGUUGAUGCCUUGGAAAAUGAGCUAGCCGAAACUAAGAAGGCUCUUCAGGACGCCCUUGCCCACCAAGAGGAGCUAAUUGCAUACUUGGAGAAGAAGAAGAAGAAGAAGAAGUUGAGGAAUCUGUACCUGUGGUGAGCUGUACAUAUUGCUUGUGAGAUGAAUAAGGCAGAAAACUGAAUCAUGUAUGUGAUCCCCUUGUUCCAUGAACAAGGGAGAAGUCUUAGUCAUUUGUCUCCUUGUAACCCAGUCUGUUGUUUUCACCUGCCAUAAUGAGUGUCAAGCUUCAUGAUGUAACCAUUUUACCAGCAACUCAGAUUUGUGGUUCUCUCAUCACGUUUUAAACAUCUGAUUUUUGUAUUC